This is a messenger RNA of Stegostoma tigrinum, 1725 nucleotides long. Its product is annotated as omega-hydroxyceramide transacylase-like. The record is from RefSeq and is a predicted model, not a curated record. Bases 1 to 1134 code for a protein of 377 amino acids. Gene Ontology annotation, molecular function: triacylglycerol lipase activity. Gene Ontology annotation, biological process: triglyceride catabolic process; lipid homeostasis. NCBI's taxonomy places the organism in Eukaryota, Metazoa, Chordata, Chondrichthyes, Orectolobiformes, Stegostomatidae. Gene Ontology annotation, cellular component: membrane; lipid droplet; cytoplasm. The transcript has 6 exons.
AUGCGGGCAGUGGGGAUCCCGAGAGUGAGGAUGUGGGAAGAGGAGCCUGCCCCCAGCCGCAGGCCGAGCCCCUGCCCCGCCGCCCGGACGGGAGCUGCGGGAGGAGUGGGAUCUCGCCGCCUGCUGGAAGGAACAGCGCCGGGUCCCAGCAGCUGGUGGCGGCCGCCCGCACCGGGCUCUGUCGUUCGCCGGCUGUGGGUUCCUGGUCACCUACCACAUCGGGGUGGUGCAGUGCCUGCUGGAAACACUCCCCGGGUGCUGGCUGCUGCUCCCAGAGUAUAUGGGGCUUCUGCUGGCUCUCUCAUCGCUGCUGCUGUUAUCUGUGCGGUCAGCCUCGAUAAUUUCUAUCGGAGCCUCAAGCGAGCGGCUAGACUGUCUAGGAGAUGGUUCCUCGGACCGGUCCACCCUUUAAUGAACCUGCUGCAGAUUGUACGCAAGGAUUUGAUGGAGAAUCUUCCCAAGAAUGCCCGUGAGCUUGCCUGUGGGAGGCUUUUCAUCUCCCUGACCCGGGUAUCCGAUGGACAGAAUGUCCUGGUCUCUGACUUCACUUCGAAUGAGGAACUUGUCCAGGCUUUGCUGUGUAGCUGUUUUGUUCCUGUUUACUGUGGCUUGAUCCCCCCAACUUUCCGUGGUGUGCGAUAUGUUGAUGGAGGAUUUACCAACAUGCAGCCUUUAGGAGAUGCGAGGAACACUAUAACCAUUUCACCGUUCUCAGGAGAGAUGGAUAUUUGUCCCAGGAACGCUGCUGACUGCUUCCUCAUCUGGUUCGGGAAGUGUAGCUUCGUGUUAUCCCCUGAGAAUCUGCAUUGCGUUUCCUCCGCUCUCUUCCCACCUCGAUCGAAGACUCUGCAGAGGUUUCUCUGGAAUGGCUAUCGUGAUGCUCUGCACUACCUGCUGCAGAAUGGUGUUACCAUCAUUGGACUCCUCCACUACCAACAUGGCGGCUUUCAUAGACCAGCAACUCAGCUAAACUUACCAUAUAAAUACAGUGGCUACCUGAGGAGUCUAGGAAUUCUGUGGCGAGUAAAUCACCUCAUAUCUCCCCAAAGACUAUCUAUCGUCUACAAGGCACAAAAGUGUGAUGGAAUACUCCCCAUUUUCCUGGAUGAAUCCAACAACGCUCAAGAAGCUUGACGCCAUCCAGGACAAAGUAGCCCACUUGAUUGCUACAAUAUUUACAAACAUUCACCACCAGCACUCAGUGGCAGCAGUGCCCCAUUUUACAGGAAAUCCAACAAGCCUCCACAAACAGCACCUUCCAUAACUAGGACCACUUCCAUCUGGAAUGACAAUGGGACUACACCACCUGUAAGUUCCCCUCCAAGCCACUCAUCGUCCUGACUUUGGAACUAUUUCGCUGUUCCUAAAUUGUCGCUGGGUCAAAAUCCUGGAAUUCCCUCCCUGUUGGCAUCGUGGGUGUCCUCACACCGCACGGACUGCAGCAGCUCACGAACUGGCAGCUCAUUCCCAUCUUCUCCAGGGCAGCUAAGGAUAGAUGAUAUUAAAUGCUGGACUAACCAGGGACCCUGGCAUCCCAUGAACAGAAAAAAUUAAAGCACAUGUUGAGCGAGACAUGAACUCGGUGUGUGAUCUCCCAUUGCCCACAGCUGCCGUUUAGAGCUGGGACACCAGAGGUGUUGUAUGGGAGGGAGCUCGUGGGUUUGGACUGAGUGGGCAUCUGCCCGAGUAUAUCAAGUGACUAUGUUAUAAUCUGUCAAGUAACUA